Messenger RNA from Vespula pensylvanica (western yellowjacket), 1400 nucleotides. RefSeq lists its product as uncharacterized. Bases 436 to 1179 code for a protein of 247 amino acids. The transcript is spliced from 5 exons. The record is from RefSeq and is a predicted model, not a curated record. NCBI's taxonomy places the organism in Eukaryota, Metazoa, Arthropoda, Insecta, Hymenoptera, Vespidae.
UUUUUUUUACUUUUUAAAUAUCUCCUUCGCCAGAAGGAAAAAUUUGAGGGCAAAAGUAAUUCGUCUCUUGGUAAUACGACGAAAGAGGCGCAGGUGCAUGUUGCAGCAGUGAAAGUAUCCGAGUGCAGCAACGAUCUAGCAUCUGUCAAUGCCCUCUUGCAUAGACAGUCUUACUCUAGCGGUGCCAUUUAGUAGGUAUCUGCGAUUUGUGAGAUACUCGUCGAAAGAGACAACGGAAUUAUCAUCAUCAGCAUCAUUUAUCAUCCUUGUUUUCGUCAUUGUGAAAAGAAGAAACUUUUUUUCUCAAAAAGAAUUUUUUUCAGUAAACACUUUUUAUAGAAUUUUUUGAGAAAAAAACAAAAAAAAAGGGGAGAGAAAGAAAAGAAAAAAAAAAGGAAAAGAAAAAAGAAGAGCUAAAGAAAAAAAGGCUUUAAGAUGUUGAGAAAAAAUCAACUUAUAGAAUUCCUAUUCGUCGUGAAUAUUAUGACGACAUUUUCAACGGAAUCAAGCCCCGAGUACGUGAAGCAAUGUUCCAGGAAAGAUCCUAAAUUAAAAAGUUGCCUGAUCGAUUCCCUUCAUCAUCUUAAACCUUAUUUAAAAGAUGGCAUACCAGAAAUUGAGUUACCUUCUGUGGAACCUUUUCGUAUGGAUGAGCUGACUCUCUCUCUGACAGGUGGUACAAACGGUUACAAGGUUCAAUUGCGAGAACUUUAUGUAAGGGGAGCGAGUAACUAUACAGUCGAGGACAUUCAACUAGGCUCACCCUUCGAAGCUGUCAUUAGAAUGCCAGCCCUUGUACUUGACGCUCAAUACACCAGUUCCGGUGUAUUGAUCAUUCUCCCAGCAAGUGGAAACGGUACCUUCCAUGCUCGUUUUGAUGACGUACGAGCCCUCGUGAAGGGUUUAGUAUCAACAAAAAUUCGUGACGAUAAAACUUAUUUAAACGUCGAAAAAUUAGACGUCGAGCUCGGUGUGAAAAACGUUAACAUGAGAGUAAGAAAGAUCUAUAGGAACAAUAGAAUAUUAACGGAGGCAACCAAUCUAUUCUUGCGAGAGAACGGACAGGAAGUUUUGAAAGCGAUGGAGCCACAACUGAAAAGGAAACUAUCAGUUCUAUUUGCAGGAAUUGUCAAUCAGCUGUUACGUCACGUGCCUGUCGAGACGUUCCUAUUACCCUGAGUCAAUCCUUUCGUUUUCUAAUAUUUUCUUUUACUUUUUCUUUUUUCUUUCGAGUUAUCUGUGUAAAAAAAAAAAAAAAAAAGAAAAAGAAAAAGAAAGAAAGAAAUUCAUAUUAUUUUAAAAAUAUCUUUUAAAAUCGUUUGACGUUUUCUAUUAGUGAAUCUCUAAUUAAUUGUUUCGAGAUUUUCCGAUUGAUUUUUUUGCAAACACGUAAAUAUAAA